Elaeis guineensis (African oil palm) is the source of this 1512-nucleotide messenger RNA. RefSeq lists its product as uncharacterized. The record is from RefSeq and is a predicted model, not a curated record. Lineage: Eukaryota; Viridiplantae; Streptophyta; Magnoliopsida; Arecales; Arecaceae.
AAGCAGAAGCAGCGCCGCUUGGAGAUAAUUUAGAGCCUUGGGCUGGAACGAUACCCUGCUAUCCGUCCCUCUUGGAACCUCGGUGGGGUAUGACGGACUAGAGAAACGGUCACUGGUUCUUCUCACAAGAGACUUCGUGAAAGGAAUCAUGGCCAUGGACACCACUUUCAGAGCUGGCUUGCUCGGUCUGAGACACUCCGAGCUCCCCAAUCCCCAAUCUCCCCUUCUCCUUAGAGGCUCCUCAUUUUCGCACUCCCGUGGCAGUGCUAAGAGGUCUUUAUGUGUCUCAGUCCUCCGGAGUUCCCUACCUGGAAGAGAAACUAUUGGAGAUGAUGUGAUGCAAAUAUUCCUGAAGGAUAGGCAGUUGAAUGGAGAUUUUAUAUCUAAAGUUUCUGAUAGGCUUUGGCAGAGGGACAACUUAAUCCAUGAAGAUUCAGAAAUUAGCAUUGUGCAUGAAAAUAGUCAGCAACAUGAUGAGAUGCUAGAGAAUGAAAGCAGAAGUGGAUAUUUAAAGCUUACUGGAGCCAGGGAGUGGGUUUCUGGUGAUAAUGUUGCUCCAAUGAACAAGAAAUUUGUUGUCAAGGAGCGGCAGAAUGACAGUGAAAAAAGGAAGAAACUCAACCUUUUAAAAUAUGAAGCGCUUAAAAGAGAACUUUUGCUUCUAACUGCUGGUAUUGGAGCUGCUUGCAGUGCAUAUUGUUUGGUUAACUUAUCUGUCGAGGCUGCUAUCAGCUAUGCUUCUGGAGUCUUCUUCAGUUGUUUGUACCUCCAACUUCUUUAUCAUCAUACUGAUAACCUGUCGAGGGCAGCCGUUCCUGAAACUUUUAUGCAGAAGAAAUUGAAAAAAAUUGGAAUAAGAAGCCAGGACCUGAAGAAUAUGUUAGAGAAAACAUUGAGUGGUACCACCAUGGCACUUUCUUCUCCAAGGCUUGUAAUCCCUGCAGCAAUAUAUGGAAUCUGGGCCCUGUCACACAAUUUCCUCAAUAAUUAUUUUGAUUUUCAGCUUGUUCCUGGAAUGUUUGGCUUUUUCGCAUACAAAGCUGCAGCCCUGGUCCAAGUAUACAGAGAUAAUGAAGAUCUGCACUUUGUAUUUCCAGACAAUGAGGGAUCAGAUAACAGUUAAAAGCAAUUGUUUCCAAAGCCCUUGCGAAGAACUAAAGAUGUUCGAGCUGUUGCCUAUUUUCUACAAGUAGGGUUAUAUCUUGCAGGAAUAUUUCUUUGAUGGACAAGCAGGUGAAGAAUAAAAUAUCUCCACUAUCAGAUUUCAUGAAGGCUCCAAUGAAAAGAGACACUUGUGGAUCCUUUUAUGAAGUUAUCAUUGAACUCGUUGACCUUCUAAAACCAACUGAAUGAACCAGUUAAUUGGUUCCACCUUUUUACAUUUUCACCAAUAUCAUUUCAAUGUAUCAAAUCACCAUGUAUUAGAUGUUGAUUUUUCUCCAUGUAGCUUUACUUUUUCAAGAAUUCGCUGUUUCGUAGGACUUAUUUUCUCAAGUGGAUGCCAACUUGUCA